Molecule: messenger RNA, 2685 nt
Organism: Paramecium sonneborni
Lineage: Eukaryota; Ciliophora; Oligohymenophorea; Peniculida; Parameciidae
Source: the annotation of a GenBank genome assembly
AUGAAUAAUUAUUAAGAAAAAAUUGGUUUAUUUAGCAUCAAUACUGUUAGUCCAAAAGAAUGGCAAUUAAACGCUGAUUUAGAUGUAGAACUUUAGGCUAAACCAAUAGAAACAGAUAAUCUUGAUCUUCUUUUGAGUCCUUUAACUAAAGUUUCAAAUUAAGCGAAAUUGUUUUUUGAUUAUGAAAAAAGAUCACAUGUUAGUUAACUUUCAAUAUUAGGAAAUAACAUGAUGGCUUACUUUAAUCUUAAGAAAUUUUUAUAAAAAUUAAGCAGAAAUAGAGAGAAUUUUAAAAAGCUAUCAUAAAAACAUUUAGAUGUUAUAAAUGAUUAAGCCUCUGAUUAGACAGUGUUAUUAAAUAGUAAUAAACAUAAACCAAAAUUAAAAAUAUUUGAUUUUCCAACAUUACUUUCUUAAUUAUCAAAGAAAAACUCAUUGUUAACAACUUGGAAAAGAAGCAUCCUUGAAGAUUUAAAUAAAAUUCCCUUAAUACAUCCAGAAUCUACAAAAAAGUUAGUAUGGGAUUAUUUUAUGACUGCAUUACGAAUAGUUUUAAUGAUUCUGUUACCUUUAGAGAUUGCAUUUUAGCCAGGAAUCGUAUUUGAUGAAGCUUCAAUUUUUACAUCUGUAACAAUUUUAUUAACAAUAUUGGAUAUGAUAGUACGUUUGAAUACAGUUUAUUAUGAAGAUGGUAAGGCAAUUAAUGAUAGAUGGAAAAUAUUUGAAUUAAAAAUCCAAGAAUGUAUAAUAUUUGAUUUGAUAGCUAUAUUUUCAUUAACAAUAAAUUUUGGAGUAGUUCUGAGAAGUAUUUUACCAUCAUACAGUUUAUAAUUUAAAUAUGUUUAUGAAGUAAUAAAUAAAAGUUAAGAGUCUUCUUAUUUAAGUAAACCAAUUUAAGGCUUAAUGAAAUUAAUAUGGUUUAUAUUAACCCUAUUAACAAUUUUACAUAUUUUUAGUUGUAUUUGGUUUUUAAUAAGUAAGAAUACAUAUGGUGAUAAUUGGGUUAAAAAUAAGGAGAUAGAUUAAAGUGAAUGGGCAACCUAAUAUAUGGAAGCUUUAUAUUUUUCAACAGUAACAAUGCUUACAAUAGGUUAUGGAGAUAGUGUUCCUUAGAAUUAAGUUGAGAAAUUGGUUUCAAUAUUAUUCAUUCUAAUAGCAUGUUUAUGGUACUCUUAUGCUGUCAAUACAAUAGGAUAGAUUAUUAAUGAAUUGACAUAUAAUUCAGAAAAGAGAAGAUAAAGAAUUAGAGUAAUUAAUGGUUAUAUGAAUAAGAGAAAGGUUCCUUAUUCUUUGUAAUUUAGAAUAAGAGAAUAUCUUAAUUAUAGAUGGAAAGAAGAAUAAGAAAGUGAUAUUACUUAAGAAGAUAAACUUAUAAAUGAAUUAUCCAAUGAUCUUAAAUAAGAAUUGGAAUUAUUGGGUCGUAAGAAUUUUAUUGAAAAAAGUUAACUUUUAUAACAUUUUUCUAAUGAAUUCAAACGAUCUGUUAGUAUUCAUAUAAAAAGAAUAAUUAUCUAACCUCAUAAUACUUUUUCAAUGAAAGAAGAUCCUUCUUUAUGUUAUUUAGAAUCUGGAUAGUUACAAUAUUUAAUGACAGAAAUCAAAGAAGGUUAAUUUUUAUAAGAGUAUGAAUAUGUGAAUGAGACUCAAACUUAAAUUCCUUACAAAGCCAUUGGUUAUGUAUCAUUACUUAUCAUUUAAAAAGAUAUUUUCAAUAAAAUCUUAAAAGCUCAUUAAAUUGAUAAUGAAAAAUUCUGUUAAUUAAAAACAUAAUUAAAUAGUGAAUAAUUUGGACAUUUAUAUGAAUGUAAAUGGUGUAGUACACAUGGUCAUUCAACUAACUUUUGUCCUUUAGUUUCUUCUAGAUUUGAUAAAGAGGGAAUUAUUAAAAAACAUUGUUUUCCUAAAUAAAAUUAAAGAGUAUUUAUUAUAAGAAAUAGAGUUAAAAAUUAUUUCAAAUCUCUUUCUGAAAUGGAAAUGAUUUAGGAAUAUGUUACAUAUUUCUAAAAUUAAAAAUAAUAAGUUAUUUAAGAUUAACUUAAAAAAUAACUUUCUGAUAGCUAAAUUAAUUUACAAAUUCAAAGAAAAUAAUCUAUCUUUGAAGAUGAAUUUUAAGAAUUUGGAAUUAAACGAAAAUCUAUUCAUGAUAAUGGCAGAUCACCAAUUCAUAAAUUAGGAAAUUCAAGUAUUGGACAAUCUAAUUUCUAAUUUUUAGGAGUUAUUAAACCAAAAUAAUCUGAAUUGGAAAAGUCUUUUAUGUUAAAAACUAUCUAACCUAAUAUGAUUGAAGAAGAAUAAAUUUCAAAUAUUAAUGCUUUAUAUUUAAAAUCAAAAAAAGAAGGCUAAGUUGAUUAUGAUUUAGAAAUGUUAUAUCUUAAAUAUAAUUGCAAUCCAGUUACAGAUUUUGAUCAUAUUAAAAGUUUUUAACAUUACUUCCCAGAAUUUAAUAUAGAAUAAGUUAUUAGGAAGAAAAGAGAAGUAUAUAAAAGCUAUUUUAAAGAAUUAAUAAGGUACAUGUUUUAUCCUUUCUUAUAUGUUCUUAAAUUUAAUAAAAUAUCACACAAACGAAAAUUAACAGGAAACUUUUAGUAAGUUAGCAAUAUAAAUAAGUUCAAAAAAGUCCUCCUUAAUAAGAAAAGAAGACAAACUUCUGUAUUUCCUAAUGGCUAACCUUUGAUUAAUAAUUGA